AUGGCGCUCCUCACGUUGGAAUGUCGACGUUACGCGUUUACACGGAAGUCCAUGUUGGAUGUGAUCGGGAUUACUCGUCAGAAGAGAGGCCCAAGUUUCCACAAGGCGGAGGUGGAAGAAACCCUAAAGAGGAUCCAGAGCCAUAAAGGGGUGAUGGGAACUAUGGUCGUGAAUGCAGAAGGCAUUCCUAUCCGAACAACCUUGGACAACUCGACGACGGUUCAGUACGCAGGUCUUCUUCAUCAGCUGACAAUGAAAGCCAAGAGCACGGUCCGUGACAUUGAUCCUCAGAACGACCUCACCUUUCUCAGGAUCAGGUCAAAGAAACAUGAAAUCAUGGUAGCCCCAGAUAAGGAAUAUCUUCUGAUCGUCAUUCAGAAUCCAUGUGAAUAG
Messenger RNA from Puma concolor (puma), 393 nucleotides. The record is from RefSeq and is a predicted model, not a curated record. NCBI's taxonomy places the organism in Eukaryota, Metazoa, Chordata, Mammalia, Carnivora, Felidae.